GGGUGUGUGUGUGGAUGGAGGAGGCAGAGCCAAACACACACACAGACCAGGACCACACCGACCGGUCUGUCUCCUUAAGAUGCUGGAAUAACGGCGAGAAACGAACAUCUUUAGAUUGUUAACCGUGACCAGCUCACUUACUGUCACCAAAAUGUCUGGAAAAAUAGACAGUAAGCAAGAAUCCCAGCGUUCCCACUUAACAUCCUUUACAAUGAAACUAAAGGACAAAUUCCAUUCUCCCAAAAUCAAGAGAACGCCAUCAAACAAAAAGUCCAAACCACCACCAGAGCAACCCGUGAAGUCCCCAGAAAAGACUGUGACCAAGAGUCUGAGUCGAUUAGAGGAGCAUGAGAAAGAAGUGGUCAGCGCCUUGCGGUAUUUCAAGACUAUUAUCGACAAGAUGGUGGUGGACAAGAAGGUCUUGGAAAUGCUUCCUGGUUCUGCUAGCAAAGUUUUGGAGGCCAUCAUGAGCUUGGUACAACUUGAUGGCAAGACACUGAGCAGUUCAAGAGUGUCCUCCUGUCUCAAUCGACUCUAUCAAAGUCUUGCAAACCUGAUUCGCUGGUCGGACCAAGUGAUGCUGGAAGGGGUGAAUUUGGAAGAUAAAGAAAUAGUUGCAACUGUCACCACUGUGAUCAAAGCAGUGCUGGAUGGUGUGAAGGAGCUGGUUAAAGUCGCCAUUGAGAAGCAGGAGCACCCCUCCCCUACGACACCCGUCAAAACCCUGCCUCCUGUCACCAGUCCAAAGCGUGUUCCAGAGCUCCCCAUCACUGAAUCGAAGGAAACCGUCUUGAAUGAGACCCCUACCCCAGCCGAGGCCACAGAGACCCCAAAUGAUGUCCCUGAUGAGGAGAUGGCCCCUCCUAAACCCCCUCUACCUGGACUCAAAGUGCCUGAACAUUGUCCACCGGCUCUCCCCCCAAAGAAGCGUCAGUCGGCACCGUCUCCCACGAGGAUCGCUGUGGUUGCGCCAAUGAGUCGUACCACAAGUGGAUCAAGUCUUCCUAUUGGUAUCUUUCGACAGGAAUAUGAGGCAGAUGCCUUACAAAGGCGUUUUUCAGGAGGUAGUCACUCCUAUGGAGGGGAAUCGCCACGACUGUCCCCAUGUGGCAGCAUCGGCAUAUUGAGCAGGUCAGAUGAACAGCUGUCCUCUUUGGAGCAGGACAGUGGUCAGUGCUCUCGUAACACCAGCUGUGAGACUCUAGACACAGCAGAGAGCUACGACCCUGACUAUGACUUCCUGCAUCAGGACCUGUCUAGCAUUGACCAGAUCCCUCCUGCACACACAGGGGGUUGUCUGAGCCCGCUCCCCGAGUCUCACCACGAAUCAUCCUCCUCCCCUGUUCAGUUUCAGUCGAUACCACCCGCUCUCCCGAAGAAGGAACGGCGACCCCCUCUGCCUCAGGUGGAACGACUGUACUCUCAAUAUGACAAUGUUCCAGAUGAGGACAUGCAGACCCCACCCUUCCCCCUCUUCGCUUCAAUGCCACCCUCGAACCCUGGAGAAUUCAUGGGAAACUUCGGGCCCGCUGAGAACACACAGAUCCCUCAGAGCCCUCCACCCCUGCCGGAGAAGAAGAGUCGGCAUAUCCUGAAGUACAUGCAGUUUAUGGAGGACUAUUCCGAGCCGCUGCCUUCCGUUUUCUACCAGACGCCGCAGAGCGAGAGCAUUUAUGAGCAGCGCAAUAGGAAGCGCUUUCAGGAAGUGUAUGGCCUCAGCGACUCGUUCAGCAGCAGUGACGAGACCCUCCCUCCACCAGCGCUGCCACCCAAACAGAGACAACUGGCUUCCUCACACUCUGCGUCUCCUUCCUCCUCCUCUUCCUCCUCUCUGUCAUGUCAGCUGCAGCAGUGUGCGUCCGGGCCUGGCCCUGGUGAGACAGAAACCGCUCUCAGCCUUUCCGCAUCUAACUCCUCUCUGAACCGCCAGGGCUCCCUGCCUGUCACUACGAGCGAAAGUGCUAAUGAUGAAGGUGGGGAGGGUGAAUACGUCAAUCUGUAUUCAUCCAACCAAGCCAAUGGAGAUGUGACUCUCUCCAAUGGAGACUCUUCUUGUGGUGCUGAGGACUCACUCCAGGACUCAGAGUCAGAAAACAGUAAAGAUCCGACCGACAGAGAGGGCUGGAAGCAGAAGUGUGUAGACUCAGAGUUGACCUCAGAAGAGGUGGACGAGCUCUCCCUGAUUGACCAUGAUGAGAUCAUGUCUCGCUUAACACUAAAGCAAGAGAACGAUGACGGCCCUGAUGUCAGAGCUGGAUCAGGCGAUAUUUUAUUAGUUCAUGCCACCGAAACAGAUCGCAAAGAUCGAGUUUUAUACUGUGAAGCAUUCUUGACCACAUACCGAACAUUUCUAACCCCAGAGGACCUCAUUAAAAAGCUCCGCUAUAGAUUUACCAGAUUUUCUCUCAGCUCUGAUAUCAUCAAACAACGAUCUAGUAAAAACACCUUCUUCGUGCUGGUGCGCGUUGUGGACGAGCUUUGUUUGGUGGAGCUGACAGAAGACAUCUUGAAGCAGCUCAUGGAGCUUGUGUUCAGUCUGUUGUGUAAGGGAGAGCUCACCCUGGCCCGUGUUCUGCGCAAGAACAUCCUAGAUAAAGUCCAACAGAAGAAGUUGCUGCAGUACACUAAUUCCCUCAAAACACUGGCUGCGCGAGGUGUGGCUGCCAGGCCCGGCACUCUGCAUGACUUCCGUAGUCAUGAGAUCGCAGACCAGCUGACUCUCCUUGAUGCGGAGCUGUUUUAUAAGAUAGAGAUCCCAGAGGUGUUACUUUGGGCAAAGGAACAGAAUGAGGAAAAAAGCCCCAAUCUGACCCAGUUUACAGAGCACUUCAACAACAUGUCAUACUGGGUUCGGUCCUUAAUAAUACUGCAGGAGAAAGCCCAGGAUCGGGAAAAACUUCUUCUAAAAUUCAUCAAAAUUAUGAAGCACUUAAGAAAACUCAAUAACUUCAACUCCUACUUGGCAAUAUUGUCAGCGUUGGAUUCAGCGCCUAUCAGAAGACUGGAAUGGCAGAAGCAAACGUCAGAGGGUUUGGAGGAAUAUUGCACUUUAAUUGACAGUUCCUCCUCCUUCCGGGCGUACAGAGCAGCUUUGGCGGAUGUGGAGCCUCCGUGCAUACCGUAUCUAGGUCUCAUCCUCCAGGACUUAACGUUUGUGCAUCUUGGGAAUCCAGACCUCAUUAAAGGAAAGAUAAACUUUUCCAAACGCUGGCAGCAGUUCAAUAUCCUGGACACUAUGAGGCGCUUCCAGCAAGUGCAUUAUGACCUCAAACACAACGACGAUAUUGUCUCCUUCUUCAACGACUUCAGUGACCAUCUAGCUGAGGAGGCAUUGUGGGAGCUUUCUUUGAAGAUCAAGCCUCGCAACAUCACUCGCCGGAAAACAGAACGAGAGGAAAAGACAUAGCUCGCUCGGCUAGACGAACAAACUGCUUUUAAAAGCCACUCUCCGAACGAAGUUGCAAGAUACAGCAAUCAGAAGUUACUGUAAUGGCAGCUACGAGACUGAAAACGAUACUGUAUUUCUGUUACAGUUUACAUAAACUUUUUUUUUUUAAAUGAUUAGAUUUUAUUUUGUAAUUGCACUGCGUCUGAACCUGUGUGUAAAUUUGAAAUGUGGAACAGUGCCGAGCGCAAAGACGGAAAACAUGACUCUGAUACAUGAGAUUACGGGGUUUACGGUCGUAUCCUGGUGAUAUUCCGGUGCGGUCUCCCCAUCUGGAUGUUUGCGGUGCAAACUGGACAAACAACUGCGACUCCAACUGCAAACCAAUACCACGAUGCCUCGACGGGCACUUUGGAUGUUGAAGUUCCUUCAAGACUGAUAUUCUUAUUUAUUUAUUUUGUAUGUAACAAAUGCACAUAGAGACUCUUUAGAUUUAGGGGGAUUGCUGUACGUUUAGCUGCUGGAUUGAACAGCUUUAAGCAUGUAUGAUAAUAGGUCACGAUGAGGACACACAGCCAGAGUUAUUAAUAGCACUAUCAGGAUUUUGUUGCUUAUUCUGCAAGAUUAACAGUAUCUGCUUUAAAGCUUUUUUGGACUUUAGUUUCUGAAUUCACUGAACUCUCAAAAAUUCCUCAAACAGGAGCAUGCCAGUUUAACGUGCAUCGAGUUAAAAAAAAAACUACAUCGUCAUAUCCUGUUUAUAAUAAAUUCAUACUUCUCAUUACAGUAAUUUGAGGCCUAUUUCAAAUCAGUUGCUUCCAAUUACAGUUAAUUGCUAAUAAUCAGGGAAACUCAUUGUUUUGUUAAACCUCCUUGUUAUUUAUUUGUAAAUUUAUGUGCGUAGAUUAACAAUAUACUUUGUAUUACAAGAUCACUUGCCAUGGACGCCUGCUUUGCCAGUGUGGUUGUUGCAAGAAAGAUUUUAGGAGUUGUGUUACAGCUGUAUGUCUGGUACAUUUAAAUAU
This is a messenger RNA of Rhinichthys klamathensis goyatoka, 4410 nucleotides long. It is a transcript of the gene rapgef1a, whose product is annotated as Rap guanine nucleotide exchange factor (GEF) 1a. Gene Ontology annotation, cellular component: plasma membrane. The record is from RefSeq and is a predicted model, not a curated record. Gene Ontology annotation, biological process: Ras protein signal transduction; positive regulation of GTPase activity. Gene Ontology annotation, molecular function: guanyl-nucleotide exchange factor activity. The transcript has 25 exons. Bases 152 to 3406 code for a protein of 1084 amino acids. Lineage: Eukaryota; Metazoa; Chordata; Actinopteri; Cypriniformes; Leuciscidae.